AUGGUACAGGCUGAAGAACCUUCAAAGUGUCACCAAAGUGGAAAUUAUGUGCAUAACAGACGGGGGUUCAUGUCUGGAAUUAUUGCAGUAUUUGCUGUGAUCACGGUAUGCUAUGCUAUCGGAGGUCUCCCUAUUCCCGAUGGCUCUUCCUUGCUUUACGGCGGCGAUGCAAAUGUGAAAGUCGUAGAGAUGAAGCACGGAAAGAUUGGGAUGGAGUAUGCAAAGUCAGCAGCAUCACAGAUGGGAGGAAGAGGACACGAGGACUACAGCCCGUACUCACAGGGGUACAAGUUUGCUCGGCGUCAGGGGAGGAUCAUGCGCGCUGCUUCGACGGUGUAUGCUCCAUGGAACGCUCGUUCUUCGCUCGGAAAGCCGCAGGAUGAGAGCCUGAGGCCGCAGGAGGGCGGGAAGAGGACAGUAGUCUCACCUCCCGCUUCGGAUCUCGGCUUGCUGCAGGCUACCCUUGACAGUGUACGGCAAGACCAACGGGACGGCAUGCACAAAGACGCGAAACUCUCCAAGGAGCUGAAAGAGCCUGCGAAGCCUCAUGCGGCAGCAGCCAAGAGCAGCUCCCUUGCUACAGGGAGCUCUCAGCAGAGCAGGAAGGAGGAGACGCGCGGAUCGACCGCUUCCAAGGCAAGGACACAGUCUCUGGCUGAAACCAGCCCGUCCUUGAACGCCCUUCCUCCAGCUCAGCAGCCUGUGGCGGAUGCCAACGAUGCUGCCAACAGCAUCCGCUCUGCGAUCCCUCCCGUCCCCUCUUCCGACGAUGGGUGUGCAGGAGGAGUUCUGUGCGCGAUCCCUACGGACGACGUGGCAGUGCAGGCGCUGGAGGCUCGGCUGCAGGCAGAUGAGAUCGCGAUCCACACGCUGACGCAGGACGUGCAGGAGCUGAGACAUCAGACGUUGGAGCUCGAGAAGAGAGCGAAGAAAGCAUGA
Molecule: messenger RNA, 939 nt
Organism: Guillardia theta CCMP2712
Lineage: Eukaryota; Cryptophyceae; Pyrenomonadales; Geminigeraceae
Exons: 1
Coding region: 1-939 (312 amino acids)
Source: RefSeq, a predicted model, not a curated record